This is a messenger RNA of Rubroshorea leprosula, 1438 nucleotides long. Lineage: Eukaryota; Viridiplantae; Streptophyta; Magnoliopsida; Malvales; Dipterocarpaceae. The record is from the annotation of a GenBank genome assembly.
GUAGAGCAAUGCUUGAUCUGUUGCUAGUUGAAAAUCAAAUUCCUUUCUUUAUACUUUCAGAGUUGUUUGACAUGACUGUGAUGAGGAAUGAUGAACCAAGGGACUUUGUGGAUAUGGCUAUUGAUUUCUUAUCGAUGGUGGUGACACCGCCAGAAAAUCAAAAUAGUAGACCCAAGAACAUCAAGCAUCUACUGGGCUUACUUCAUGAUUGCUGGACUUUUUCGCCUGAUUGCUGGGAAGUCCAUAUCCCUUACUCACUAGGGGAUCCUGAGUCACUCGAGGAAGUAAGGUCCCUAUCCCCUGAGGCAAAGCUUAAUCUCUGUUCAUCAGGGGUAGUGCGGAGUUCACCACCUGAGCCUUUGGAGGAAUUAAGGUUUCCAUUGCUUAAGGCAGUGGAUAACCCCAAUUCAUCACUAUCUAAGUUAUCAGAAGAAGAUCCAAUUUCAAUGGCAGCAACGUUUGUAAGUUUUUCUGAACCCAAGCCAUCUGUUCAUCUCUGCUAUCUACAGGAAAAGGAUGCCCUAGAAGCAAAACCAUCAACAACUUUUUCCCCACUCAAGUCAUUAGAGGAAGCGGAAGAAGUGCCAAGGAAACCAAAGGGGGCAGCACCAGCACCGUCAACAGCAGCAGAUAGUGAUAACAAGCUUGCUUCAAACCCUAGUUGGAAGGAAUGGCGACUCAUAAGUUCAGCAACACAGCUCAGCGAGGCAGGAAUAGUUUUUAAAAAAAAAAUCGAGGGGAGAUUGUUUGAUAUAGAGUUUGACAAGGGGGUAAUGUCAAUUCCAACUUUAAGAAUCGACGAUAAUACAGAGUCCAUUCUUCGAAAUUUGGUUGCUUAUGAACAGUGCUCCAAGGGCGCAUCUUCAAAACGUUUCACGGAUUAUAUUAUAUUCAUGGAUCGCCUCAUCAACACAUGGAAGGAUGUUGAAUUACUUUCUCGCCAUGGAGUUAUUGAUAACUGGUUAGGUGAUCAUGAAGUGGUCGCAAAAAUAUUUAACAAACUCGGUGACUCUGUGUUGUUCUCCGAAGACUUCUCUUAUUUUGGGACCUUCAAGAAAGUGAAUAAGCAUUGUGACGAAGACUGGAACAAGUGGAAGGCAGAUUUAUUGCGCAAAUACUUUAACAAUCCAUGGGCGGGCAUUUCCUUCUUCGCUGGGAUUUUCUUGCUUCUACUUACUGUGCUUACAAGUGUUAUUUCGGUUCUUUCUUUUCUAUCUAAUUAAGUAUGGAAAAGCUCCUCUCUACAUGGUAGAGGCUGAGGCAGGGGCAUAUUGCAGGUCUCAAAAGUGAAAGUUGUGCUCAAUGCAUCUCUUCAUGUUUAUGUUCGUCAUUCCAGAGUUUGCAAUAAGUGAAGCUAGCUGCUCACACAAAAAUGUUUCCCCGUUUAAAUUGUGAUGUCGUGUCAUGUUAUGUAUUCUACUAAAAAUUUGCGUGGGUU